AAGCGGUUGCUAGGAGACCACAGACGGGACAGUCCUACCAAACAGGCUAAAGCAGCCUAGUUUACUAACCUACCUCAGUCAGUCAUUUAGCCCCGUUUAGCUGCAUUUCAGCUAAAAUGUCCGAUAACGAGGGAGAACAGGGUCCUAAAAGCACGUUUUCUAUCUAUAUAGCUGAGGGAGAGCAGCUGUUCAACAAAAGAGAAUACACUAAAGCCAUCCAGAGCUACUCUACGGCUCUGACAUUACAGCCUGAGGACAAGAACUGCUUGGUUGCCAGAUCUAAGUGUUAUGUGAAAUUGGGGGAUUCUGAAAAUGCACUGAAAGAUGCUGAGGCUUCUCUCAAAGAGGAUAAGAAAUUUUUCAAGGGUUUGUAUCAGAAGGCAGAAGCUCUGUACACUAAGGGUGAAUUUGAGUUUGCACUCAUCUUUUACCACCGUGGUCAUAAGCUGCGUCCAGAGCUGCAGGAGUUCAGGCUGGGCAUACAGAAAGCUCAAGAGGCCAUCAAUAACUCUGUGGGCAGUCCCUCAUCUGUGAAGCUAGAGAAUACAUCUGACCUCUCCCUGCAGAAAGCUGAUGAGCUGAAAAAGGUUCCACCAAAGCCUGUGAAGAAGGUGCAGCUGAAACAGCAGGCCCAGAAGACGGUCAUGAGUGAGAGAACAGCAAGGCAGCUACUGGGAGAGCUUUACACUGACAAAGAGCACCUGGAGAAACUGCUCAGAGAUGAAGAUCUAAUAAAAGGAAAGACACGCAAUGGCGAGCGACUGCAGGAUGUGAUCCUGAACUGCAUCUCAUAUCUGGACACACGGACUGAAUUCUGGCAUCAGCAGAAGCCCAUCUACGCCCGGCAGCGAGACCAAAAGCUCCUGCGGCAGCAGUGGAAACGUACCCGCAACCACUUGUCCACUGACCCCACCCGCUACAUCCUUAAAAACCUGGAGGAGAUUGAUGCAGCACUGAGUGCAGGCAAAACAAAGAAGUACUUGAAAAAGGCCCAGGAGGUCCUGAAGAACGUGCACGGCUGGUCCGAGGAGGUAUUGCCCAAUAAAAGCGAGGUGCUGGAAAACCUGCACAGCUGCAUUGGUAAUGCAUUGAUGGAUUUGGACGACGUGGACAAGGCACUGGAAAACUACCAGAAAGCCCUAGAUCUGUCUCAAGAAGGUAAAUUAAUAGAGAGUAUAUCCAGGGCUCUUGAUAACAUAGGCAGAGCAUACACGCGUGUUGGCAAAUUUCAGCAAGCCAUAGAAGCCUGGGAAAAAAGGAUACCUAUGGUGCAGGAGGAGCAGGAGAAGGCCUGGCUCUUUCAUGAGAUAGGCCGCUGUUAUCUGGAGCUGCAGCGUCACACAGAAGCAAGAGAUUAUGGCGUCCGCUCCCUUAGCAUGGCUGAUGACAUUGGUGAUGAGAAAUGGCAGCUCAAUGCAAGUGUACUUGUAGCCCAGGCUGAGAUGAAGCUCGGUAACCAUCAGGCCAGUGUGUUGCACUUCGAGAGGGCACUGGACUGGGCAAAACUGCUGCAGGACAAUGCUGCCAGAGACGCCAUCCAGAAGGUUCUUCAUGAAACAAGACAACAAGUGACAAAGUGAGAAGAAACUUAGUACUGAUUGACUGUUCUGUGACUGAAGUAAAGCCUGCAAAUUCUAUUCACUGUUCAUUUACAUGAUUGCGGACUCCUGAAUAAAGCCUGAAAGAAGAAAAAAA
Molecule: messenger RNA, 1695 nt
Organism: Astyanax mexicanus (Mexican tetra)
Lineage: Eukaryota; Metazoa; Chordata; Actinopteri; Characiformes; Acestrorhamphidae
Gene: odad4
Product: outer dynein arm docking complex subunit 4
Exons: 12
Coding region: 117-1580 (487 amino acids)
Cellular component (GO): cytoplasm
Molecular function (GO): protein binding
Source: RefSeq, a predicted model, not a curated record